AUCGAGAUUCACAAUUGAGAAUUCCGUUUGAAAUAGUUUAAUAAGUUGGCAGUGUAGUUUACGGAAUUCGUCGAAACCAGUUACCACGGCUAAUUGUGUAAUAGUGCGAGAGAAUUUAAUAACUUUGAAACAUGGAGAAGCCCAUAGUACGUGCAAGGGUAGUGAAGGUUCUUGGUAGAACUGGUUCUCAAGGGCAAUGUACGCAGGUCAAAGUGGAAUUUUUGAACGAACAAAACAGACAGCUGAUUCGAAAUGUAAAAGGCCCUGUACGAGAAGGGGACAUACUAACGCUCUUAGAAUCCGAAAGGGAAGCCAGACGGCUUCGUUAGUAUACACGAGGGUUCACAUUCCCUCGUAAAGAAGAC
This is a messenger RNA of Habropoda laboriosa, 365 nucleotides long. Its product is annotated as 40S ribosomal protein S28-like. Bases 132 to 329 code for a protein of 65 amino acids. Gene Ontology annotation, biological process: ribosomal small subunit assembly; translation; maturation of SSU-rRNA. Gene Ontology annotation, molecular function: structural constituent of ribosome. Gene Ontology annotation, cellular component: cytosolic small ribosomal subunit; ribosome. Lineage: Eukaryota; Metazoa; Arthropoda; Insecta; Hymenoptera; Apidae. The transcript has a single exon. The record is from RefSeq and is a predicted model, not a curated record.